This is a messenger RNA of Cladocopium goreaui, 1518 nucleotides long. The record is from the annotation of a GenBank genome assembly. Lineage: Eukaryota; Dinophyceae; Suessiales; Symbiodiniaceae.
AUGGGUGUCUUUCGCUUGGCAUUCUUAGUGCGCUUCUUGUCAAAGCCUGCGCUGAGUGGGUUCAUCACUGCAAGCGCCAUCCUCAUCAUGCUCUCACAAGUGAAACCAGCGAUUGGCCUCCCGAGGACAGACAUCGGGGGUAUCAUGACUAUCUUUUUCCUGCAUCCCACGGAGCUGCGCGACAUAAAUCCUGCGACGGUCAUACUCAGUUUGGGUUGCCUUGCAUUCUUGCACGUGGCAAAGAGAUUCAAGUCAUCGCGUAGUCGAGUGGUCAAACAAAUGUCCGAGUUUAAGGAGGUCCUUCUGCUGGUCAUAGCUGCACUGAUCGCUUGGAGGCAGCCAGUGGUCCCUGAUGAUCCACUGUUGAAAUUCACCGGUCAUGACCCGUCCAACAUCUCAUGGAAUUGGAAGCAACUGGUCACUGCCCGAGUGGACCACCUUUUGAGACAAGUGGUUUGUGUCAGUUCGACCUUCGAGCGCCGUGAUGGUCGCUUUGGUGACUUUCUUGUCUUCCUUCGCAGCGGCAAGGAAAUUUGCACUGAAGGUUACCAAGUGGUUGCCACCAACGAGCUCCUGGGCCUGGGCGCUGCCAACCUGGCGGGCGCCUUUUGCGGAGCAGUGCCAACACAGAUCGGUCUCAGCCGAAUGGGCAUUGCUUCUUCGAUGGGUGUUAAGAAUCUACUUGGUACCAAUGUGUUUGUGGCUGGAAUGGUGGCCAUCGUUUUGCUGGCACUAAGCCCAUACAUUUACUAUGUUCCAAGGUGUGCUCUGAAUGUGAUUAUUAUUGUUGGUGCCUCGAGUCUAACUGAAUUCAAACAUGUCCUUUGGCUUUGGUCUUUGCGCUCCACUCGGACGCGGCAGCGGACCUAUGUCACUGACUUGAUAGUUUGGUGGGUGGCAUUUCUCUUCACCCUCUUUCUUGGUGCUCUGAAAGGCAUUUUAGGCGCUGUGGUGGUCUCUUUGGUGCUCAUUGUGUACCAAGUAGCAGACCCUCCAAUCACUACUCUUGGUUACUGCCAAUGCAGAAAUCGUUGGAUGAACGUGAAGGAGCGUCGAGAUACGGAGCAGCGUCCUGGAAUCCUCGCUGUGCGCCCUGAAGGCCCCUUGUUCUAUGCCAACAUCGAGCGCCUUGAGGAGUGGCUAGAUGAAAUGGAGAUUGCGGCCAGCGCAGCUGAUGAACCUCUAAUGGCCAUCAUCCUUUCAUUUGCUGCAGUGUCCUUCCUAGACACUUCGGCACUGGAAGCUUUGCAGACCAUGAUAGAUGCCUACUCCAAGCGAAAUAUUGGGCUUCUAGUGGCUCACGCUUCUGGGCAGCCGUGUCAGAUUCUGAAGCAUGCUCUAGGCGAAUAUUUUCCGGAGCAUUGCCUGACCACACCUUGGUCGGUGGAGGAUUGCCAUAUCAGCCUUUGUCAAGCGGAUCAUUCUUAUCAGAGUGCCCCCAAAGAUACAUCAAACAUACCGAAGGGUUUCACUUCUUGGCAGGUGAGGGCGGCAAUCAGCAACAAAAUGCAGUCUUGA